GUCCCUAUACUUCAACUGGGUUUACAGACGAGAAAAAUUGUCGCUAUAUGGAGGAACUAAGUGUCCCGGCAUGCUGACUUCAAAUACAGAACACCUGAGUUAUGUUAAGGAACAGCUGAUUUGUUAUGAGUUAUUAAAUGUUAGAAGUUUCUUAAUCUAGCCAGUUAUUAUCUAGCCAAAUUUGAUAAUUGAAUCCGUGCUUUUGUAUUAAACGCCAUAAAUCAACUUACUUUCUACCUUUGUAAGAACUUAAAAAUGGUAGUAAAAACCGUCAAUAUUAGCUAAAAUUCUUGGGUGACCACAGCUAUACAUAUGUAAUUCGUAACCUACAAAAUGCUUUGUUUACUUUUGCGCCAAACGCGUAAUUUCCGUAAAUUAGUUUUUAAGCAAGUUUUAAAUUCACACGUUUAUACAGUCAGCAAUGCAUUGCACACAACAAGACUGCUACGACACGGCGAAUAUGAAUGGGAAGAUCCCAAGUCACCGGACGAAAUCGUCAACAUAACAUACGUUGACAAGGACGGCAAACGCACCAAGGUGCAGGGAAAGGUGGGCGACAACGUUCUCUAUCUGGCGCACCGGCACGGCAUUGAGAUGGAGGGCGCCUGUGAGGCGUCUCUAGCCUGCACAACGUGCCAUGUGUACGUGAAAAACGACUAUCUCGAAAAGCUGAACGAGGCAGACGAAAAGGAAGAUGACCUGCUGGACAUGGCGCCCUUUCUGCGAGAGAACUCCCGCCUCGGCUGUCAAAUAGUACUCGAAAAGAGCAUGGAGGGCAUGGAGCUAGAGCUGCCCAAGGCAACUCGUAAUUUCUACGUGGAUGGGCACAAGCCGAAACCACAUUAGUCGAACGUUGUUUAUUAUCGUUAUUGUAUGUCGAGAGAGUUAAAUAAAAGAGUAUUUUGAGUA
This is a messenger RNA of Drosophila mojavensis, 909 nucleotides long. It is a transcript of the gene Fdx1, whose product is annotated as adrenodoxin-like protein 1, mitochondrial. The record is from RefSeq and is a predicted model, not a curated record. NCBI's taxonomy places the organism in Eukaryota, Metazoa, Arthropoda, Insecta, Diptera, Drosophilidae. The transcript has 3 exons. Gene Ontology annotation, molecular function: 2 iron, 2 sulfur cluster binding. Gene Ontology annotation, cellular component: mitochondrion. Bases 334 to 846 code for a protein of 170 amino acids. Gene Ontology annotation, biological process: P450-containing electron transport chain; positive regulation of oxidoreductase activity.